GGCUGAUAGUGAAACUGCUGAUACCGAGCGCAGUCCGCUGCUGCCAUCCGGACUGAGAGUAACACGGAGCGUCGCACUGCGGUGUUACAGGAGCAGCAGAUGUCAGGUGAAUGCCCCAGCCAAUCGGCGGCCUUGGCGGGGAUGUUUGGUAUUCAGGAGAAUGGUGCGUCAUGGCAAGGCUGCUGAUUGGCUGCGGCAGUCAGGUGACCCUGGAGCACUAACCAAAGACAACUGCUGCUGUACACCGGAGCACCUACUAAAGACAUCAGAUGCUGAACACUGGAGGCAGAACGGGUGAUCACAGUGGGAGCGGAGCAGGAGAUUAGAAUCAUGGAGGAUGAGAUCGACGUUCCUUCUAUGUCCACAAAAUUGCAGAACACAUUGAUCCAGUACCACAACAUCCCAGACGAUGCAUGGAGUGUGGCUAAGAAAGCAAGCAAUGUCACUGUCUGGCGCAAACCUUCUGAGGAAUUUGGUGGUUGCCUCUAUAAAGUGGAGGGAGUUGUGAAAGAUGUCACAAACAGAAUCGUUGACUAUAUCCGACCAGGACCUUACAGGCUACAGUGGGACAGCUUGAUGACCACAAUGGAUAUUAUCAAGGAUUUGCAACAGGGUUGCUGUGUGAUGCGCUACACGACCGCUGGACAACUUUUGAACAUCAUCUCCCCAAGAGAGUUUAUAGACUUCUCCUAUACCACAAAAUAUGAAGAUGGCCUUUUAACGUGCGGUGUUAGUAUUGAACAUGAAGCGGUAAGGCCGCAUUGUGUCCGCGGAUAUAAUCACCCUUGCGGCUGGUUCUGUGUACCUCUCCAGAACAAUCCUGAGCACAGCUACCUGACCGGUUACAUCCAGACUGACCUGCGAGGGAUGCUUCCUCACGGCACGGUGGACUUUGCUAUGGCGGGCUCCCUAGUGAACUUCUAUAUUGACCUUAAGAAGGCCUUGAAGAAGUCACGGUCUUGAAGCAGCAUUUGUUCGCAAUACUCUGUGUUAUUAAAGGAUAACCAGCAGUGAGUGCUUUAGACUAGAUCAGUAUUUCCGAACCAGGGUGCCUCCAGCUGUUGCAAAACGACAACUCCCAGCAUGCCCGGACAGCCGAAGGCUGUCCGGGCAUGCUGGGAGUUGUCAUUUUGCAACAGCGGAAGGCACCAUGGUUUAAAAUGAUUGCAUAUUAACACUCCAUAAGGGCAGAAUAUUUUUUGACCGAAAAUGGCAAUGACCUAUAUUUUAAGAAAUGUAUUCUAUUUAGCUGACUGAAAUGUAUUUAUAAUAAUUUUGCAGUCACAUUUGCACAUGCUGCUUUGCCUCUAACUGGCUAAAUUUUAGAUAUAUUGGUUGUAAAGUUUCCGUCCAAAAAUAUGAGAUCGGCAGGGAUAUGCACAGAUAUGUGAGGGACGGGCUGAAAUGUAAAAAAAAGGUCACUUAUCAUAAUUAUUUCUACCCAGCACUGCCGAGGGCACUUUUAGGAGGAACAUCAAAAGGGCAGGGGCUCAAGCCCCCUUUCUAGUCACCCUGUGCACGUCCCUGGAGAUCGGAAUAUUAUAUAGGACAUGGUGCGGGAUUCAAGACAUGUCUAUGACCCCAAGGACCUUUCACCUACACACUGGCGACUUGGACAUCUUGUGACUUAAACCAGUGUUUUAGCCGAUCCCGCAUGUAUAGCAAUGCUUUGAAUGGGUUGCUUGUUGGAUGUCAUAAAUAUUGACCAUAAAUUAUAACCCUUAGUAAGUCACACACACAAUGUUUAUUCAGCUUUGUGCUUGUGGCAUACAUCAUGAAUGCACGAACACACAUACACAUGUGCCUAUAUAUAUAUAUAUAUAUAUAUAUAUAUAUAUAUAUA
Messenger RNA from Hyla sarda, 1843 nucleotides. It is a transcript of the gene STARD4, whose product is annotated as StAR related lipid transfer domain containing 4. Gene Ontology annotation, biological process: intracellular cholesterol transport; cholesterol import; cholesterol transport involved in cholesterol storage. Gene Ontology annotation, molecular function: cholesterol transfer activity; cholesterol binding. The transcript is spliced from 7 exons. NCBI's taxonomy places the organism in Eukaryota, Metazoa, Chordata, Amphibia, Anura, Hylidae. Gene Ontology annotation, cellular component: cytosol; endoplasmic reticulum. The record is from RefSeq and is a predicted model, not a curated record. The coding region runs from base 331 to 963 and encodes 210 amino acids.